This is a messenger RNA of Dovyalis caffra, 2274 nucleotides long. The record is from the annotation of a GenBank genome assembly. NCBI's taxonomy places the organism in Eukaryota, Viridiplantae, Streptophyta, Magnoliopsida, Malpighiales, Salicaceae.
AUGUUGACAUUAAAAAAUCACCACAAAACAAAUGACAGUGAAGAAGAAUGGGACUUUCAAGCAUCAGUGGAUGUGACAGUUCCUAUAGUUAUGGCAGAAGAAGAACUCAGUUUUGACGAUCGAGGUGAUAUUGCAUUUGUAGUUAGAGUAGCAAGUCAAUUUAUACAGAAGCCUAGAAAACCUCAUCUUGAAGCAGUACGAAGAGCAUUAAGAGCUCGAAGAAAACCAAAAGUAAGGGGAUUCAGGGAUGCAUUUAUUUUAGUAGGGCAGCCACUCAAAUUCUGUAAUGAAGAAGUUGAGAAAUGCAUUGGGCUUUUAGCUUUGAAGGGAAAAAAGGUGGAUUUUGAGAAGAGGUAUAUUUCUCCUCAACUUGUGCGGAAAUAUUUUGAACUGGUGACUGGAAAUUCAAGAAUCACAAAUGAUGUGGGAGGUGCAAACAGAAAAAAGCAAGAUGAAGAAACACUAAUUUACUUUACAAUACUGAGGUACGCGGCAUAUGAAUAUUUACUCGAAUCCUUGGAGAAAUCUGCAGGACAGUUGGCUGCUAUCAAUGCAAUUCGCACGUAUUUAAAUGGAUGCGUUCAUCUGUUGGAGACAAACUUGCACUUGCUUGUGAGCAAGUAUGAGAAGGGUGAAUGGAGGUCACUUGAUGCAAUCGGAAAUGUGUUGGCCAGUUUACAAGUUGAUGAGAAAAAAGGUGCUGCAUUUCAGUCUCGCUUAGGCUGUCUUGGUACUCUUUACACAUGCAGUACCAUGAAAGGAAUGAACACGAGGGUUCAUGAUCAUGAGAAUAAUACGGCUGAUGCCAAUGAUUUGGUUGAUGUUAUUAUCAAGAUUUGUUCACAUGAGGCUAUUCAAAACAAAAAUGUUGCAAUAGAAAACUUGAUUCUUGUUUUCAAGAUAGUUUACCUUCUUUCUGGCGUGUUUGGAUUGGUACUAAAAAUUGAAGAGAUGGGAGCAGAAGAUCAAAACCUCAAACAGGAUUUGAUGGUGGCAGCAAAUGCGCUUAUUUUACCUCCAUCUUCUGUUGAAGAACUUCUUCCUUUGCUUGAAGAACUUGGGAAUUGUUUAAGGAGCGUGACUCAAUCACCAUCGAAGUCUAUGCUAAGGGCUCUAUACCCUGCAAUUAAGGCACUGACAGCAGAAGAACUUUUCUAUCAUGUGGAUGUGGAUGUCAAAGUUUUGGUUGCAUUCUGCAUCAAUGAGAUUAUGAGAAUAACAGCACCAGAUAUACCUUUAGGUGAUGAACAGAUGUUGAAGGAAUUUUUUCGGCUGAUUGUAGCAGCAUUUGAAAAUCUAUCCGACACCUCAAGCUGGUCAUAUGAUAAAAGAGUUUUAAUUCUUGAAACUUUUGCAAAGAUUAGAACGUUUAUGCUGAUGAUGGAUCUUGAUUGCAUUUCCUUAAUUUCACAGAUGUUUAAGCACUUUCUGGGAAAUUUACGAGAAAACCAUCCAGAUGUUGUCUUUUCAUCUAUGGGGUUAAUCAUGAUUCUGACCUUGGAGAAUAUUGACGAGAUUCCACCACAACUUCUCUCCCCACUUUUGGAUAGUGUAAGAAUAGGAAACAAGGAUGUUUUACCUAUCACAAGGAAGCUAGGAGAGAAAGUGAUUGAUAAUUGUGCAUCCAAGCUUGAAUCCUAUAUGCAUCAAGCAGUUAAAUACAAGGGCUUUCCUUUAGACAGUUAUGGUAAAAUUGUUGCUCGUAUAUAUGAGAAACAAUCUGAGGCUUUGAAGCGCAGUCUUCUUAUUUAUCAAUGUAACACUCCUUGGAAACGUCUGAAAAUCUCUAAAAAGUGUGAUCUCGCGAGUAGACGGGAGCGAAAGAGAAUAGGUGGCAUUCGUGAACAAGGUUUUCAAGGUUCUCCUUUAGUCCCAACCAAGAGUUUGUCAAGUGGGCGAAAGAGAAAAGGUGGCAUUCGUGAACAAGGUUUUCAAGGUUCUCCUUUAGUCCCAACAGAGAGUUUGUCAAGUGAUUAUGUAAAGAAUGGUGAAGCCUCACAACCUAGGAAUGCCCUCUUGGAAAAUCAAUGCAAGGGAACAAGUGUUCCAAAAGGCAAAAGAUCAAGUAACAAGGUUGAUUCUGAAAACGAUGGUAAUGAGAUGAACUCGGUCCUCAGAGAUGCAGUGUCGAAUGGAACUGGUGUAAGUGAUGAAUCAGGAGGUAAACAACUUGAGCCAAUUCGUAUAAAGGUGGUUAUGGGGAUUAACAUGAAGGAUAGCUCAUCAGUAAAACAAUGGGUCUGCAAGAAAAGGCGAGGGCAUAAGAGUCCUUAA